GCUCAAGCCAAAGGCUUGGAGCCCAGCCAGCAGCGACUUGUAGAUCCUCGUGGUGUUCGUGGCACCUUUGUGAGGCCCUCCUGAUGGUAGAUGAAUCGACGACCUGCCGGAGGGCUUCUUGAAUGCCAGCCCUUCUUGUGUCCUUGUUAUCGCUUUUGCCAUGGCUGGGACAAAGCCAAUCCAAUGUGCCUGCACCGUUCGUAGUGGCUUCACUGGAAGCCAUUCCAAGCACCACUCAAGCUUGCAGCGAGCUGAUUUUCAGUGGCUCGAAAUCUACAGAAUCUCGGGGCGAGCCACUUCAAUACUUUUGGGGCUUUGGCCCUGGAACUCCCAGCUGGUUUCGAAUUCCCUUGCUGGCAGGUAUUUUAGAAGAGGCUACGGCCCAAAGCAUGUCGACGAUCGUUAUCAGUCCAGCAAUUCUGUCGAAAGCGGGUUCAGCACUCGGAGAUCUGCGAGAAGGCGAAGUUCGUUUGGAGGUGCGGUUGACUGUUAGAAAUGAUUUGGGCAACAGUACUGAAACAGUUGCCUCUGCUAGCAUCAUUGGUUUAACCUCUCAAGCAGAGCCCGCGGUGAGUGCAAUUGGGGCCACUGAAAUAACUCUGCCCCACAGCGAUGCAUUGCAUCUGGCAGUCAGCACGCGGGAAGCACCGUUUGCUUUGCAAUGCGCUGAUCGCAAUCCUGGCACCAGCGCUGGUCGAACUAAUGUCACUUGGCACUACAGAUCCUCCAAUCAACUCUCAUGGCAAAGCCUGGAUGCAAGCUCUGCAAACGGGCUUCUGAGAGAUUUGGCCAAAGAUCCAAACAAAGUGCAUUUGGCACCUUUGGCUUUUCAGCCUGGGACCUUUCACCUUUUUCGUGCGGUAGCGGCUUUUGAUAUGCGACCAACCCUGGCACCUAGACCUCACGUGAUGUUCAGAGUAGCAGUGGAGCCCUUACCACAAGUGAAGGUUUACAUCAUAGGUCCUCGGUUGGCAUCUCAGUGCGACUUCGAACUUGAGGCAGAAGUUUGGGAUCCAGUCCGGCCAACAGCUCCCAAGGAGGACUUUCAGUUUUCUUGGAUUUGUUCUUCUGUUGUUCAGGUGGGCGAGCGUGAUGCCUGCGCCCAACUGCCACAAUUUGGAGCAGAUUUCCCCAAGACGGAUGGCACAGGGGGCCGAGGAUCAAAAAUCAGGGUUGCGUCGGGCCAGCUCCCAGCGGGAAUGCAUCGUUUCUCGGUGAUUGUGCGUCGGGUUUCAGGUGGUCCUGAAUCCAUUGCUAGAAAGGCUGUGCAGGUGAAUUCAUCCUUUUUCGCUCCACUCCGACUGCAGUUCCCUUCCUAUGGCUACAGCGGCAUUGUUCAGCUUCCAGACGGCGUGCCGCAAGUGUCCGCAUUUAUGGAUCUGAGCUCCGUGCAAUGCUCGACCCCAACGGGCGUCCAGUGGCGGUGGUUCCUGGUGGAAGAUCGUUUGACUGCGGUGGUGGAACGAGCGUUGUCCACGACCUACAACGCUUCAGAUGGAUUACUUCAUCUUUGGUCAGGCAGUGGUGGCCAGUUGACAGCAGGAGUUCCGUAUUUCCAUGUGCUCCUUCAGUCCGAGAGUCAGGAAAUGCUGGAUCAGGUGCUGGCUGAAAACCGGCCCGCUUUGGACAGCGUGCUGCAGAAUGGUGUGGCCAUCGCUGCGCAGUCGCCCAUGUUCGUUGCUGACCAAGCUCCACUGGGUGGUUUGAUUUCUGUGAUGCCUGGAUUCAGGGGAUUGUCAUUGAGGACUACCUUCCGGAUCAACACAUCCCAGUGGCAAGAUGAAGACCUCUUGGGCCUGGAGUAUGAGUUCUUAACGUUUCCAUUCCAGGCACCGGAAGAUGGUGCGCAAGAUUUGGGCAUCGAUUGGGAAGAUCCGGACAGUGACAGUUUCUGGAUGAAGCUCGGUGGGUUGAUGUCUCAGCCCUUCGAUCGGUCACCGCAGGCCUUCCUGCAGGCACCACCUGGGAGCCACUCGAUUGUGGUGAGGGCACGUGAUGUCCGUGGAAGUAUCUCGGUGAUUUCAUCUUCAAUGCCCCUAGCGGUCGAUGCAGAGCACAAUUUCAGCGUUCCAGAUGCCACUGCCGCGGGCCCAGGGUGCCUGAGUGGACUUGGCACAACCUGGAUCGGCUCGCGACACACAGGUGUGCAGAACGGCGAUGUCAGAAUGGUGGGCUUGGCCGCUUCCAAGAAGGCAGCAAUAGAAGAGGCCGAGAAAACCUUGGAAGAGUUCAAGGAGAUGAAGAAAGACUACGAGAAGAUGCGAACUCGUCCGCAGCCGCGCAACGGAAAACGCGUGGGCAACGAGGUCUGGUUCGAUGUGAAGCUGAGCCCUCCACUGGGCCUGGCCUUGGACACGAGUGUCGAUGGUGAGGCUGUGGGCGUGUCAGAGGUGGUCGAGGGUGGCAGCGCCUUUGAGUACAACAAGAAUUGCCUCCGGCAGGACGCAGAAGAGAAGAGAAUAUGGAUCCAGCCAGGUGACAGGGUCCUAAUGGUCAAUGGAGUGAAGACAAAGACAACAGAAGAAGUCGUUGGCGUUGUCUCCAAGAUGAAGGAAGGGGAGAAGGUGGUGCUGAAGCUCUCUCGCCAGGCCAGAGGACCCAUCCAGGUGGUCUUUCCCGAACCUGCAGAUCCAGUGGUGGUUCGUGGAAGCACAAAACUGGUUGAUGCUGCCCGAGCAGCAGGACAUGAAGUGAUUUAUCGAUGUGAAGAUGGCCUCUGUGGAAGCUGCUGGCACGUCAGCGAGCUCACCGGCGAUAUCUACCAGCUGUGCAUAGAGACCUCAACUGCGGCAUCGCUGCCGAGCAAGGCAGCUUCCGCAGACUUUGGUGAGCAAAUUGGUGGCGUGGUCUCAGCCCUUUCUGGGAAUAAUCAAUGGAAGCCUGGAGAGUCCUGGGACAAUACAGAGCCAUUGCGGCUGCGACCCUGCCCAGAGAUCUACGAGAAGUUCAUGAAUCCUCACCUCGGCAAGUGGCAGUACAACGCUGGCUCUUACAAGGUCACCAGAGACGACGAAGACCGCUUGAUUUACGUGGAAAACAAUGUGGAAGGUUUUCUGGAGCCCGAAGAUGAUGAUGAUCCAACCAACAGAUGGCUGAAAGCAGAUUUGGCGGAGCAUGGAGAGAUCCGGAUCAGGCUUAGCAAGAGCCUAGGCAUAUCCAUCGAUAUGGAGUCCCAAUACAAGCCGCAGGGAAGCGAUGAGUGGGGCGAGAUUAGAACAGCCUUCAAGUACUAAGUCCGCUGAAGGCUUCCCACCUGAGCAAGUGUUCUCACCUGCGACAUGGCGUUAGGCGCCUUGGCGCCUUGUUCCUGAAGUUUUCCUUAAUCACUCAAUUUCCGGGCUUUGCCCGCCAAAGUCGCCUGUUCUGUCGGCCGGUCGACAUAUAGAACAUGGCGCUUAAGUACCUGUGUACUCGUUGCCCGUCCCACUAUAUUUUCCAUAGUUGUGAAGUGGCGGGUUAGUGUGCACAGGAUUCAGCGUAAACAGGUGUGCUUGCUAAAAGCAGUU
Messenger RNA from Cladocopium goreaui, 3506 nucleotides. Lineage: Eukaryota; Dinophyceae; Suessiales; Symbiodiniaceae. The record is from the annotation of a GenBank genome assembly.